AAGAAAGAAGAAAGUAUAUAAAUCCAGCUCAAGGAGAUGCGGUUGCGGCAAUGAUUGAUCGUAUUUGCCCCCUGCCACUCUCGCGUCUUCCCCCCAUUGCGUGGUGUUUUUGUGGACGACGGCGUCGUCGUCGCCAGCUUCUUGUGGCCAUCGUCUUCCCCCCUCCCUCUUCGCUGAAUCCUCCCAGAAAAAUCGGUUCUUGCACAGGGAAUUCAGUCUAGUUCUGUUUGCAAUCCUAUUCUUCCUCCGGGUCGGCCAAAUCUCUCGUUUUUUCUCGCGUGAAAAUCGUUCGUGCUGGUUCGUUUCAACCCCCGAGUCUCUCGUUUUCUUGCUGCCGAACCGCUGGGUUUGUUUUUGCUUCGAUUUAGUCUUUGUUUUCCGGGUCUUGCAUCUGGUGAAGAUCCAAAGGUGCGAACUUUCUGGAGGCUUUUCUCGAAGUUGGCGCGUGAAAUUGGAUCGGUUUCGAUCUAUCUGUUGGUUCCCUGGGCGUUGCUGGUGCGUUCUUGAUCCGGAAGGGUGAGAGAUUUGGCUGGAUUUUUUCCCUGGAGCAUUUGGUGUGCUCGAGGAAGAUGCUCUACUUGAAGCAGCCGACGAGGAGCUAAACUACGCGGAGUCUGAGCCCCCCCCCCCCCCCUCCCUCUGAAUUUCUUGGUUUGGAUUCGCGGUGGUCGUGUGGUUGAUUACUGAUCUGAUCCGAUGGAGGCUAUGGCGGGGAACAAAUUCCUUCAGAAGUUCCGGCUCUACGAGACCAGAUCGAAAUUCUAUCUUAUCGGAAGGGACAAGACCAGGACUCUCUGGAGGGUGCUGAAGAUUGACAGAAUGGAGUCUACUGAUCUGGAAAUUGAGGAAGAUCAUACAAGUUACACGGAGAAUGAAUGCCAGGAACUGCUGUGGCGGAUUCAUGAGGGGAAUAGAUUGACUGGGGGACUGAAAUUUGUCACAAAAUGUUAUGGAAUAGUUGGUUUUAUAAAGUUUCUUGGCCCUUAUUAUAUGGUUGUAAUUACCAGAAGAAGAAAAGUCGGCACUAUCUGCGGUCAUGAAAUAUAUUCUGUUGGCAAGAGCGAAAUGAUUGCAAUUCCAAGUCCUAUAGUCUGGCCCAACGUGGCUUAUUCUAGGGAUGAGAACAGAUAUAAAAGGCUCCUUUGCUCGGUUGAUCUCUCAAAAGACUUCUUCUUCAGCUACUCUUACAACAUCAUGUGCAGCCUUCAGAAGAACAUAACUGACAAGAAUAAUGGGCAAGUUGUUUAUGAAACAAUGUUUGUCUGGAACGAGUUUCUGACACGAGCUAUCAGGAACCAUCUCAAGAAUACAACUUGGACUGUUGCGUUAAUCCAUGGAUUUUUUAAACAGUCAAAGCUCUCAGUAUCUGGGAAGGAAUUCUGGUUGACACUUAUAGCUAGACGCUCACGUCAUUUUGCCGGAACAAGAUUCUUGAAAAGAGGUGUGAAUGAAAAGGGUAGGGUUGCCAAUGAUGUUGAGACUGAACAAAUUGUUUUUGAAGACACACCAGAUGAAGUCCCAUGUCAGAUAUCUUCUGUUGUACAACAUAGAGGAUCCAUACCUCUUGUCUGGUUUCAGGAAACUUCAAGAAUGAAUAUUAGGCCAGAUAUCAUAUUAAAACCAGAUGUAGACUACAAGGCAACUCGCCUUCAUUUUGAGAACCUUGCACUUAGAUAUGGGAACCCAAUAAUUAUCCUAAACUUGAUCAAGACUCGUGAGAAGAAGCCUCGUGAAUCUUUGCUCUGUGCUGAAUUUGCAAAGGCUAUACAUUACAUUAAUAAGGGGCUACCAGACGACAGACGUCUAAAGUUUUUACACAUGGAUCUAAGUAAGCUUUCUCGAAGGAAAGGCACCAGUGUGCUUGCACUGUUGGACAAGGUAGCAUCAGAUGUGUUGGAUCUAACUGACUUUCUCCACGGUGAGAUAACUAGAUCAAAGUCUGAGGAUGCUUCAAGUGGACAAGGACCUGUUGCCAACUCAGGUGACAUUGAAAGCAUCGAGGAUCAAAAUCUGUGUGCGACUAAGCUGGUACCUCUUUUACUACAAAAGGGUGUCCUCAGGACUAACUGCAUAGACUGCUUGGACCGCACAAAUGUUGCACAAUUUGCCUAUGGCUUAGCUGCUUUAGGGCGACAACUUCAUGUGCUGCAGCUCAAUGAAACCCCUAAAAUUGAAUUGCAUGCUCCUUUGGCUGAUGAUCUGAUGGAUUUAUAUGAACGGAUGGGUGAUACACUAGCUAUUCAAUAUGGUGGUUCUGCUGCUCACAAUAAGAUCUUCUGUGAGCAAAGAGGCCAAUGGAAGGCAGCAACACAAUCUCAGGAGUUCCUCCGGACCCUUCAGCGCUACUACAAUAAUGCCUACACUGAUCCUGAGAAGCAGGAUGCUAUAAAUGUGUUCUUGGGUCAUUUCCAACCACAACAAGGCAAACCUGCGCUGUGGAAAUUGGACUCAGAUCAACACUACAACAUUGGCAGGCAAGGAACUUUAACUGAAGAAACUGGGAGAUCAUUCAUAAAGAGGUCAUUGUCGGAUGGUAAUAUUUUGUGUGACACCACUGGACCUGUAUCUGACUGUAAUGUUAGAGAAAAAAACAUUGCGAACUCAAAAUUGCUUCCAAUGCAACAACUGGAUGAUAUUAGAGAGCCUUCUGAUUCUGCACCAGAGAUCUCUAUGUGUGAACCUAACCCAUGCUCCAGUACAAACUAUAGUACGUUACCCGGAAGACACUCAAUUUCAGAAGAACGGCAGAAUUAUUUGAAAAGAUUAGGUUAUCCUGAAUUGCACUCGUCAAACUUUCUUGAUCUUGAUUUGUUAUCAUCUUCAGGAAAUUCUUGUGAAGAGGAAAUUUUUGAGAGGUCAUCGCUCAUCAAUUCACCCAUGGAUGUUGUCAGCAUUGAAUCAACUACGUCAUACAGUGAACAUGGACACAAUGAUGAGCAGGGAAGAGAUGACACAGAUCUGUCACGCUCAAGCAGCCAAAUGUCAGAAAUUGGCGACUACUCCGACCGCUUUGCACAUUGGGUGGAUAACGGAGGAAUGCUUUGCUACUAGUGCUAAAAGAUUUUUGUCUUGGUGAUAUCUCAGCGAAAGAAGCUUCAACAGCAGAAAAAUUCAGAGCUGCAGCAAAGGAAAAAAUGCUGCAUCUGCUGCAAACUGCAAACUUCUCAAGAUUUGAAGAGACAGACCUCCACAAGAAAGGGAAGAAGCAUUGACUCGGUUGCGCAGAUGAAGUGCUCAAAGAUAAUUCAUUGCGAAUGGGACCAUUCUAACUCGGUUUGGUACAGGAAUUGAAUUGCUAUGGUGAAGAAGAAUUGACCAUACUGAAGACAAUAAAUAGGAGACACAUAUCAGAUCAUAUUCUUUCCAAGGGUUAGCUUAGUUAGAAACUUUGGCAAUAUGUUAUAGAAAACAGGAAAAAAAAACUCUCAAACAAAACGGCCAAAAAAAUGCUACUCUUUUGUAAAUAUUCUACAGAAUUAUACAUAUUUUUACCAAUUUCACCUAUACUUGCUCUAUGUAAGGUACGGAACUACUAUUCUUGCC
Messenger RNA from Oryza brachyantha (malo sina), 3543 nucleotides. RefSeq names its product phosphoinositide phosphatase SAC2. The transcript has 16 exons. The record is from RefSeq and is a predicted model, not a curated record. The coding region runs from base 697 to 3051 and encodes 784 amino acids. Gene Ontology annotation, molecular function: phosphatidylinositol-3,5-bisphosphate 5-phosphatase activity. Gene Ontology annotation, cellular component: intracellular membrane-bounded organelle. Gene Ontology annotation, biological process: phosphatidylinositol dephosphorylation. NCBI's taxonomy places the organism in Eukaryota, Viridiplantae, Streptophyta, Magnoliopsida, Poales, Poaceae.